UCGCAUUAUAAAAUUGGAUGACAAAACGUAUAAAUAGACAAAUCUUCUCGUUGUAUCGACAUUCAGCUAGUUUCGCUGAGCUGGUAUCGACAAUGCGGAUUCUUUUGGUGACUCUAUUGGCGGUUGCUGCCUACGCAGCAGAAGAACAAAUUCCAACAACAUUCAGGCCGUUCCGGUUCAGCACAUUGCAACCGUCAACCAACGACCCCUUCAGAUAUUACAACCGUUACUCCGCUUCUGAUGCUGGCAAAUACGACCCCGGUAAAUACGACGCAGGAAAAUACGACGCUGGUAAAUACGACCCCGGCAAAUACGACCCAGGAAAAUAUAACCCCAGCAGAUACGACCAGACUGGCCGCUAUAUUCCUGACAACUCUGGUGCAUACAACGGUGAUCGUGGGGACCGCGGCGGCGCCGGUGGUUUCUACACUGGAUCCUCAGACAAAGGUGGCCCGGGAGGUUUCUACAAGGGCUCAAAGGAUGAUAUUGAAAAAUACAAGCCUGUACCCCAAGUCAGCCCCACAGCUGCUCUUAAGCCAGUGACCACAGCUGCGCCAGUUACACCUGUAUACGUCAGCACCACUUACAAGCCCAUCGUUGUACCAAAAGUCGUCGUCCAACCUACUGGCUCUUACGACUACAAAUAUGGAAUCAUUCGCCAAGAAGCGGAAAUUCAACCUGAUGGAUACCACUACCUCUAUGAAACUGAAAAUAAAAUCCUCGCUGAAGAAGCAGGUCGCAUCGAGAAAAUUGGAGAAUCUGAAGGCAUGAAGACUAGGGGUUUCUUCGAAUACAUCGGCCCAGAUGGAGUCAAGUACAGAGUUGAUUACACAGCUGAUGAAAGAGGCUUCUUGCCCGUUGGCGAUCAUUUGCCUUAAGUUACGCUAGUGUAUAAAACACAAUGUGAUUGUACCUGUUACCUAUGUAUAAAGUUGUUACCACCCUAUUAAAAGAUAUUUUAAUGUA
Molecule: messenger RNA, 966 nt
Organism: Leptidea sinapis
Lineage: Eukaryota; Metazoa; Arthropoda; Insecta; Lepidoptera; Pieridae
Product: larval cuticle protein LCP-30-like
Exons: 5
Coding region: 18-878 (286 amino acids)
Cellular component (GO): chitin-based extracellular matrix
Molecular function (GO): structural constituent of chitin-based larval cuticle
Source: RefSeq, a predicted model, not a curated record